CAAGGAUAUAGGACAUGUUCGAAUUUAAUUUGAUAUUAAUUUACUCAUGAUUAUCUCAUUAAUAUUUUCUGUGGAAUUGGUUCCAGCAUAGACAUUUCAGUACAUGCUGUUUGAGAAGAAACUCCUUAAAGUUAAUCAUUUAGGAUAAUGGAUAUACCUGCGACUUGUUCAGAAUAGCAAACAUGGCGGAUAUAUAAUAAACUUCGUGUAAUACUACCAAUGUAGUAUAACAGCAAGAUUUCUAUCGUGUGAUUUGCAGUAAAAACUUAAACAAUAAAGAAGUAGACAACACACGCACAAGUAGAAGUAACAACAACUGAUAACAGAUAUGGAGAAACACAGUGAUGUUGAUGAAGUACUUCGUAUAAACUACGACAGUAUGUGCAAUAAAAUAGCAAAAGAGCUAACUACAGAAGACUUAAAAGGAAUAAAAUUUUUGCUACGCGCUGAAAUAGGAAAAGCAACAUGGGAGAAUAUAAAAGACGGAAAAGAUCUUAUAACAGUUCUAGAGAGACGUGAAUAUUUUACCAGAAAUGAAGUUACUAAACUAGAAAAACUGUUCACUGAUGUCAAAUUGUCUACACUAGCUACAGUUGUACGACAAUAUAACGAUUGUAUACCUAGAAUGCUAAAUAUAGAUGAAUCUGAUGGUAUUGCAAGAAAUUAUGCAACACAUUCGAUGACCAUAGUUCAGAACUUUGUGGAGACGGAGAACUAUCGAAGAAUGGAGGAAAUUAUUACCAGAAAAGGAGCAGUUCUUGUCAAAGGACCACCUGGAGCAGGGAAAUCGCAAAAUGCAUUUCACUUUGCAAAUAAAUUUAGAAAAGAACAUCAGCAAUCCAUAGUAUGGAGAGUACAUUGCAAGUCCACCCGGGAAAUGCAUUUGUCUUAUACAAAUUUGAUGUUACGUCUUGGCAUACGCGAAGUCAUAAGAUACAGCGAAUCUGACAUAAAUGAAUGUAUUCGAAUGAUGUUUGAUCGGGUUUAUAAAAAGUUGACUGAAGACGAGUACACACAACAUACGCAUUUGAUUAUAAUGGACGAUAUGGAAUCACCCAAAACUGCGCAAGAGGUUCAUGAGAUGAUGGAAUAUUUCAUUAUUGCCAAAAACAUAUAUGUCAUAGGCACGUCACAGCAUCGGUAUUCACCAAUGCUUACGCACAAAUACGGAACAGAAGUUUCUAAAAUGACGGAUAAUGAGGUAAUAGAAUUAUUCAAACUGGACAAUAAUACUAAUGACCCUACAGAAAUAUGCGAAAUCAAGGAAUUAGCGAAUAAAAUGGACUACUUACCACUGUGUCUGGCUCUAGCAGCGUCAUACAUACGAAUUACAAAAACAAGCAUUGGUCAAUACAACAGAAAUUGGUCAGAGCUGCAAAAACAAGCACAUGAAAUUUCUACAGAGGGUAAAAAGUUUGAUGCAUCAUACAUUCUCACGUUAGAAAAUCUAGAAAAAGAUUUACCAGAGAGUUCCAAAACACUUUUGCAAUACAUACCUUAUCUAAACAACAACACCAUCCCUAUUCAAUUGUUAGAAAGCUUGUUAGAAUAUGAUUCCUCAUCAACAGAGACCGACGUAAAUACUCUGUUAGCUGCUUUACAUGACUAUUCACUGGCAGCCAUCAGUGGAAAAGGAGUCACGCGUAUUAUAGCUUUCCAUAGCGUUACAGUUUGGUUUUUGGACAAGCGUAAAUCUGAGAGCAAAAGACAAGAAGAGCGUUUAUUUUUGUUGCGACAUUUUUGUUAUUAUAUUGACAAUGAUGCGAGACUUACGGAAACAAUGAAUCGAAAUGUAAAGUUUCUUGAGCAUGCAUGUUGUUUAUUGAGGAGUCUUGAGAAAAAUGGUGGAGAUAGUUGCUUCGAAACAAAACUUUUUGAAUGCUACCUAUGUUGCAGCGUGGCCGUCACAUUUCACUUAUAUGGAAACACACAAGUAUCUGCCGAUUACUUCUUCAAAAAGGCAAAAAUGUUUUUGCUUAAACUGAUUCCUCACGAACUCAAAAUAUACGAAGGAUUAAAGGAACGUAACGUGGAUAUGUCGAGCGUUGAAAAUUUCCUGAGAGGCAACGAUGAGAUCAAAUCAAAAUCCAGUGAACUAUUUCGGACGCUGACUAGGAAAGCAAGAGAAAUUCCCGAUGAUAUGAUAAAGAAAUUUGUUCUGAUGAAAUAUAGAAGUUGUAGAGAUAUUCGGUUGUUAAGGGAAUACGGUAAACUAAGUGAAACAGAUAUUCCUAAAAAUCAAAUUCCUGAGCAGUGUUUACAGAAACUCAUAGACUGCAAAGUUAUCUUGCCUUUAGAAGAUGUUAAAGAAAUUUUUCUUGCUGAGUUAUUUGCAACCAUCAUGUAUAACCAUAGUAAAAAUAUGGUAUUUAUUGACGAGGCAAAAGACGAAAAUGAAGAUAGCUUAAUUGAUUCUAAAACACAUACACCUGAAUAUAGGGUUAACAGGGAAGCUUUGCAUGAAUAUCAUUAUGCUUUGAACAUUGCCGCAAAACUUGAUGACUACAUUAAGGAAAUUAGUACGAAUCUUCAUUCUGUAAGAUAUAUUUUGACAAAAAGAGGUGGGAUUUAUUAUUUUAUGCGCCGACUGAAAAGUAAAGAAAUAACUUUUGAAGUAGUUGAAACUUUAAAUGAAAUGAUAAAUUCUGGUAGUGAAAAACUAUAUUUUGACUUCGGGGUUUUGAAAAUGUGUAAGAACUAUGAUCUUUAUCAAAGAUGUAUGAUACAGAAUAUAUUACGCAUGAGUAAUCUGGUUCUAUCUGAGCUAGUUCCGAAUGAAAAAGAACAUUACAUACAACAAGCAUUAUUUCAUUGUGAUAAAAUGGAAUCUAUCCUUUCGGAAAUGGAGCCUUGGAUAGCUUUAACAAGCGUUCAUUUAGACAUUGCAGAAACGUACAUGGCAGUUGUAUCACCGCGCGCCGAAAAGGCAAAACAUCAUUUCAAAAUGGCCUUUGAGAAACAAGAACUACCAACCCGCUACAAACUUAAAGCGUAUAAAAGCUUUGUUCGAUUUUGUUAUCAAAAAGGUGAAGUCGAAGACUUUGUAUUGGCAGAAGAUUUCAGUCAAAAGGUACUGAGGCAAGCUACUCAAGAUGAACAGAAAAAAUUUAUAGAAAACUCUAUUGAAAAUCUUCGUAAAGAGAAAUCAAAACGGCUUUCAGAUGGUCUCGACAAUAAAAUGGCCACUUGCAACGUUAGUAGCACAAAUGCAAGUAAUGAAGACACAGAUACAAAUGAUAAAGAUGAACAAAAAGUUGAAGAAUUGUCCGAUAAAACACAAAGUUCCACAGAUAACAUCAAUAGCGUGAGGGGCGACUAUGUCACAACACCAAAUGACGAUAUGGCUAUGGAAGAGAAAUCUCAAGAAAGAAAACAAAUCAUUUCAACACUUGAUCGACUUGAAAAGAAUGUUGUAGCUAAAAUCGAAGAGAUGCAAGAGAAGUUUCUUAAGGUGGAAAUUGAGAGACUUGAUGUAGACAAAAGAAGACUUGAAGUGGAGGAAGAACGAUUAGAACUGGACAAAGAAAAAGUUCGACUUCUGUCGGUCAAGGGCAAUAAAACAUAAACACUGCCAUGUCUGAUAUUACAAAAAUGCUAGUUGAUUGCAUUUAAAAAUAAAUAAAAUAAUAAUUCUUACUUAAGCUUGUAUAGCAUCACACAAAAAAAAACCAACUUCACAUAUUUGCCAUGUAGCGUUAUAAUAUGAAAAUUAUUGGAUUCUUUCUCUAUUAGACAGUCUUUAUGUUUUAACGACGAAUGAAUGAAUUAACUGAUAUACACAACAUUGUUUUUAAAUUGAGGAAAAUAUU
Mytilus trossulus (common blue mussel) is the source of this 3809-nucleotide messenger RNA. RefSeq lists its product as uncharacterized. The record is from RefSeq and is a predicted model, not a curated record. Gene Ontology annotation, biological process: regulation of apoptotic process. The transcript has 7 exons. The coding region runs from base 329 to 3565 and encodes 1078 amino acids. Gene Ontology annotation, molecular function: protein binding. Lineage: Eukaryota; Metazoa; Mollusca; Bivalvia; Mytilida; Mytilidae.